AUGGCCACCACCGUCUCCCCCUCGAGCGUGCUGCCCGCCCAGCAGGAGCAGAAAGCGACCAUCGAGACGCCCCCCAGAGCGCCGUCGCCCGUCCAUCGCUUUGGCACCAGAGCCGUCCACACCGGCGCGCCCAUCGAGCCGACCACCGGCGCCGUCAUUGCUCCUGUAAGUCCUGCUGCUGCUGCUGCUGCUGCUGCUGCUACUCUAUAG
Trichophyton benhamiae CBS 112371 is the source of this 210-nucleotide messenger RNA. RefSeq lists its product as uncharacterized. The transcript has a single exon. Lineage: Eukaryota; Fungi; Ascomycota; Eurotiomycetes; Onygenales; Arthrodermataceae. The record is from RefSeq and is a predicted model, not a curated record. The coding region runs from base 1 to 210 and encodes 69 amino acids.